Colletotrichum acutatum is the source of this 744-nucleotide messenger RNA. RefSeq lists its product as uncharacterized. NCBI's taxonomy places the organism in Eukaryota, Fungi, Ascomycota, Sordariomycetes, Glomerellales, Glomerellaceae. Bases 1 to 744 code for a protein of 247 amino acids. The transcript has a single exon. The record is from RefSeq and is a predicted model, not a curated record. Gene Ontology annotation, molecular function: carbon-sulfur lyase activity.
AUGUCUCACUCCACCGGCAAAGAAGACCCUUCCAUCUUCCCCCUCACCGGCGGCUGCGCAUGCGGCAACAUCCGAUACUCCCUCAAUGCCCCGCCCAUGGUCGUCCACUGCUGCCACUGCACCUCCUGUCAGCGUGAGACCGGCACUGCCUUCGCCCUCAACGCCGUCGUCGAGGGAGACGAGGUGACCCUCCUACCGAGCAAGGCCUCUUCGUCCGCCUCACCGCUGCAGCCGCUGGCGUCGUUCCCGGAGUCUGCCUUUGAUGAUUGGACUCCUAGGCAGCAGCAGCGGCAAUCCAGGCCCGCCGACAAUGUCCACGGGACGAGCGAGAAUAGGGACAAGGGCGAUGAUGAUACUGGCGAUGCCGGCAAACGCCGCGUCGAGGCGGAUAUCCCUUCACCCGUGAUUCUCCCCGUCCCCGCCGACUCGGGCGCCCCUCAGCACAUUGCUCGCUGCCCCAUCUGUCUUACGCCCAUCUGGAGCAACUACGACGGCACAGGGCCGCUUAUGAAGUUCCUACGCGUCGGCACCCUCGACUCGCCUGCUCCGCUGGGCGGUCCGGAUGUCUACAUCUUUAUGCGCAGUAAGCUGCCGUUCGUCGAGGUUGCCGACGACGGUAAGCCCCGCUUCGAUGAGUUCUAUCCUACCAAGGAAGGCGUUUGGGGUCCCCAAGGUCUUGCGCGCCGGGAGAAGCUGCUUGUUCGGAUUCAAGAGUGGCGGAAGGAGAACGGGCUGGAUGGAUAA